Hansenula ciferrii is the source of this 1254-nucleotide messenger RNA. RefSeq lists its product as uncharacterized. The record is from RefSeq and is a predicted model, not a curated record. The transcript is spliced from 2 exons. Lineage: Eukaryota; Fungi; Ascomycota; Saccharomycetes; Phaffomycetales; Wickerhamomycetaceae. Gene Ontology annotation, molecular function: oxidoreductase activity, acting on the CH-CH group of donors; flavin adenine dinucleotide binding. Bases 1 to 1254 code for a protein of 417 amino acids.
AUGUCACUUAGUCUUGAUUCCUAUAUUCCAGAGCUUGUUAGAGAUAAGAUUUCACCAAAAGGUUAUGAAACAUUAGCAAAAGUUAAGAAGUUUGUUGAAGAAGAAUGUAUUCCAGCAGAUGAAGUGUAUUUCAAACAAUUAUCAAAUGAUCCUACGAAAAGAUGGACAGAAGUCCCACCAAUCAUUGAAGAUUUGAAGGCAAAAGCUAGAAAAUUAGGACUUUGGAAUAUGUUUUUAGCUGGUUAUAAAGAUGGUCCUGGUUUUACAAAUUUAGAAUAUGGUUUAAUGGCUCAAUUCCUUGGUCGUUCUCAUGUUGCACCGGAAGCUACAAAUACAAAUGCUCCAGAUACUGGUAAUAUGGAAUUAUUUGCUAAAUAUGCCAAUGAAGAACAACGUGCAAAAUGGUUAGUCCCAUUAUUAAAUGGUGAAAUUAGAUCAGCAUUUUUAAUGACUGAGAAGGGAAUUAGUUCCUCAAAUGCUUUGAAUAUUUCAUUGAAAGCUGAAAAAACUAGUCAAGGACGUGAAAUUGUUUUGAACGGUACCAAAUGGUUUGCUUCAGGUGCUGGUGAUCCAAGAACUUCAGUUUGGUUAGUUAUGGCUAAAACAACCCCAGAAUCUGAAAAUCCAUAUAAACGUCAUUCAGUUAUUGUUAUUGAUGCUAAAAAGGCUCUGAAGACAGGGAAUGCCAAGAUUAUUCGUCCAUUACAUGUUUUUGGAUUUGAUGAUGCUCCUCAUGGUCAUUGUGAAGUUCAAUUUAAUAAUUUGAAAGUUCCAUUUGAUUUAUUAGAUAAAGAAGGCGAAGGUUUCACUUUGAUUCAAAGUAGAUUAGGUCCUGCUUCAAAUCGUGAAAUAUUUGGGAAAUUGUUCAUUACAAAGGAAUUAUUCAUUAAUGAUGUUGCUGAAAGAAGAAUUGAAUUAGAAAGAAUCAAAUUAUUGGUCUUGGAAGCUGCUUUGAAAAUUGAUUUAGUUGGUAGUAAAAAAGCAAAGAAGGAAAUAUCAAUAGCCAAAAUAGAUGCUCCAAGAACUGUGGGUAAAAUUAUCGAUUGGGCUAUUCAAGUUUAUGGAGCUGAAGGUGUUAGUCAAGAUACCCCAUUAACUAAAUUAUUUAUGAGUGCAAGAAUGUUAAGAAUUGCUGAUGGUCCAGAUGAAGCUCAUUUGAAUCAAUUAGGUAAAGCUGAAGCUAAAAAGUCUAAAGAUAUUAAUGAGUUAUACUCUAAAAUAUAUGCUAAAACUAAAAGAUUGAGUAAAAUUUAG